AUGCUGCCCAACAACGAACAGUCCCCCUCGCUGCCCGUAUCCAAGGCUAGGGUCAAUUUCCCCCCGGAGAUGCUAGACCGGCGGCCUAGCAGGUCCAUGUUCGUGCCCAGGAGGAACAGGAGCAUGAGCGCUUGGAGCGACAUCAGCAGGUCUAGCUGGAGGUUGGACGAGAGAAUAAAAAAAAUAUUGGAGGCGCCGGGCAUCGAUCCCGGUACCUCUCGCAUGCUAAGCGAGCGCUCUACCAUCUGA
Messenger RNA from Anoplophora glabripennis (Asian longhorned beetle), 249 nucleotides. RefSeq lists its product as uncharacterized. The coding region runs from base 1 to 249 and encodes 82 amino acids. The record is from RefSeq and is a predicted model, not a curated record. NCBI's taxonomy places the organism in Eukaryota, Metazoa, Arthropoda, Insecta, Coleoptera, Cerambycidae. The transcript is spliced from 2 exons.